UCAACCAAAUUCACAACGACGCCGCCUAACUCCGUCUCUGAGAUUCCUCCUCUUCAUCAUCAUUAAUCAUCAUGCUACCUCUCUAUCUCUCUCUCUUUAGAGUAGUCCACCAUCGUGCCCGGCCGUUUGAAUAGGCAGAAGAUUUUCUUUGAUACACAGAGGCUGAGCUUUCUUAUAAAACGCCUACACUAGGCACACGCAAACAUAGAAUCUCAGAUACACUGAGAGAGAGAGAGAGUGUGUGUGUGAGAAAUGGCUGUGGGUGGAGGAGGAGGUGGUGCUAGUGAGUUUCAACCACAUCCGGUCAAAGAACAGCAUCCCGGUGUCGACUUCUGCGUUUCUAGCUCUCCCGCUUGGCCUGAAGCCAUUCUUUUGGGAUUCCAGCACUACCUGGUGAUGAUUGGAACCAUUGUUAUCAUCUCAACAAUUCUUGUCCCUCUAAUGGGUGGUGGCAAUGUGGAGAAGGCUCAGGUGAUAGAUACUUUCCUAUUUGUUGCGGGUAUAAACACACUCUUGCAGACAUUGUUCGGGACUCGGCUGCCAGUUGUGAUGGGGGCUUCAUACGCUUUCAUUAUCCCUAUUAUUUCAAUUACCUUAUCGAGGAGGUUCAGCGUAUUCACAGAUCCCCGUCAGAGGUUUAAACAGACUAUGAGAGCAGUGCAAGGAGCACUCAUUAUUUCAUCUCUCGUCCAAAUGAUUUUUGGAUUUUUUGGUUUCUGGAGAAUCCUUGGGAGGUUUCUUAGCCCUCUUGCUGCAGUUCCUCUUGUUACUCUUACUGGACUUGGUCUGUUUGCGCUUGGUUUCCCACAACUGGCAAAAUGCAUUGAGGUUGGACUGCCAGAAUUGAUUAUACUAGUUGUUUUAUCUCCGUAUAUAUCCUCUAUGAUAAAAUCAAAAAGGGCCAUAGUUGAUCGAUAUGCAGUCCUACUCUCGGUUGCAAUUGUAUGGGUCUAUGCAGAAAUUUUGACUGUAGCUGGAGCAUAUAAUAAUCGAUCUUUAAAGACCCAAAUAAGUUGCCGUACCGAUCGUGCUGGGCUCAUAAGUGCCUCCCCUUGGAUUAGGGUUCCAUAUCCGUUUCAGUGGGGGAGUCCUACAUUUAAUGCUGGAGAUGCUCUUGCAAUGAUGGCUGCUGCUUUCGUUGCUAUCAUAGAGUCCACAGGUACAUUUAUUGCAGCGUCGAGAUAUGGGAGUGCGACACAUAUACCUCCUUCUGUACUCAGCCGUGGUGUUGGCUGGCAGGGAAUAGGAACUCUGUUGGAUGGCAUUUUUGGCACUGGAACUGGCUCCACUGCAUCAGUUGAAAAUGCAGGUCUUUUGGGAUUAACCCGAGUUGGAAGUAGAAGAGUCGUUCAAAUAUCAGCGGGAUUCAUGCUUUUCUUCUCUGUUUUAGGAAAAUUCGGGGCUGUCGUUGCUUCUAUUCCAUUACCAGUGGUGGCGGCAUUGUACUGUGUUCUCUUUGCCUACGUGGCUUCAGCUGGCCUUACUCUUCUUCAAUUCAUCAAUCUAAACAGCUUCAGAACAAAAUUUAUUCUCGGCUUUGCUCUCUUCAUGGGUCUUAGUGUGCCCCAAUAUUUCAAUAAUUACCUGUUGAUAUCCGGGCGGGGUCCUCUCCACACUGGCGCUAUAUGGUUCAACGACAUCGUGCAAGUCCUUUUUUCAUCUCCGGCAACGGUGGCAGCUAUAAUUGCUUUCAUUUUGGACUCUAGUUUAGGCCGUGGCCACAGCUCAACCCGUCGAGACAGCGGGAGGCACUGGUGGGAGAAGUUCAGGUACUAUAACCAGGAUAUUAGGAGCGAGGAGUUCUAUGGUCUGCCUUAUAACCUUAACAGGUUCUUCCCCUCAUUCUGAUUGUUGAGUUAUAGCUUCCCAUUGUGGACUAGAAAUGGAAAAAUAUUCCUGAAAACAUUUUAAAUUUGUUUAUCGUAUGGGCAUCCUUUUGUACUUCAGCCAUUGCCUUUCUUAAGUGCAAAAAUACGAGAGGGUGAGGAAAUAUAGCAAUAUAGUUGAGCAUGACACUGGCAAUACCAGUAUUGCAUACUUGCUUAAUCUUUGUAUUUUUACCUUCUUAUAGAUGAAAAUAUGAUAAUACAGAUUUCAGUAGUAAAAGUUACAAUUUAUCUUUCGUUAGAA
Messenger RNA from Juglans regia (Persian walnut), 2130 nucleotides. Its product is annotated as nucleobase-ascorbate transporter 4. The record is from RefSeq and is a predicted model, not a curated record. NCBI's taxonomy places the organism in Eukaryota, Viridiplantae, Streptophyta, Magnoliopsida, Fagales, Juglandaceae. Gene Ontology annotation, molecular function: transmembrane transporter activity. Bases 253 to 1848 code for a protein of 531 amino acids. Gene Ontology annotation, cellular component: membrane. The transcript is spliced from 14 exons. Gene Ontology annotation, biological process: transmembrane transport.